Desarmillaria tabescens is the source of this 891-nucleotide messenger RNA. RefSeq lists its product as uncharacterized. Bases 1 to 891 code for a protein of 296 amino acids. Gene Ontology annotation, cellular component: endoplasmic reticulum membrane. NCBI's taxonomy places the organism in Eukaryota, Fungi, Basidiomycota, Agaricomycetes, Agaricales, Physalacriaceae. The transcript is spliced from 3 exons. Gene Ontology annotation, biological process: (1->6)-beta-D-glucan biosynthetic process; fungal-type cell wall biogenesis. The record is from RefSeq and is a predicted model, not a curated record.
AUGACCAGACUGGCCUUUCUCUUUUCAUUGCUGCCAGUAGCGCUAGCCUUCUCCGAUACUUUUCCUAUUAUUGCUUGGUCAUCUCAUUCCUCAAAUGUGCUCAGCCGUCUUCCAAGUAGUACACAUUCAACGGACCUGUUCAAGACUAUUUUGCUGAACGAUGAAAUAUGUGUACAUGAGGCAGUGAUUGUAGUCGACCAGCCAGGACUGCAUGCUUCCGACCUACGAAACCUACCUUCAAAUUCUCAUAUCGCACGGUCCCUAAAUUCUUCGACGUCGUCGCGCCAGUAUCCAUAUGUUCGCCAUGAUGACUACUCAUCAUCAGGAGACCUCAUCACAUUCGCCCAGUCCGUCUCUGAGAGAUGCAAUGCGCGUCUCGUCAGUCUGACCCCUGGGUAUGGCGAUACCUCAUUGAAUGCAGGAGAGAAGGCGGUUGUCGUUGUAAGUCUUCCAGAGCUCUCGGUUGAAGGGUACGCAAGGAAGAACAGUAUGUUGAGACGUGGUACAUCCUCUCAUCUUCAAGUGCUUGUAAGCGCCCUUAAACUUUGCUUUACAGAUGACCUCCUGGAAUUGACAUUAUCCGCUCUACCAUACUCUCAGCACCUAACUAUAUACAGCACUUCUGUCCUCCCCGUGCACCGCAAGCGCCAGUCUCCUGACAGCCCGUCUGUCUUGGACCUUCCUUUAACAAACUCGCUGGCGCCUCCGAAAGGAGGAAUUCUUGCACGUUACCAGCUCCUCACCCCAGGCCUCAUUCUUGUCCUCCUCAUUGUCGUAGGAGUUCUGUUGCCCAUCAUCUAUUUUGGUAUCAAGGCUUUGGCAAGCAUCCAGAGUCCCGUUCGCAUGGACGCCCCCAAGGGAUUUAAUGCUGCUGAUAAGAAAAACCAGUAA